Temnothorax curvispinosus is the source of this 941-nucleotide messenger RNA. RefSeq lists its product as uncharacterized. The transcript has a single exon. NCBI's taxonomy places the organism in Eukaryota, Metazoa, Arthropoda, Insecta, Hymenoptera, Formicidae. The record is from RefSeq and is a predicted model, not a curated record. The annotation marks the transcript as partial.
UCUUAAGCGGGCCGGAAAACUUCUUCCUAUCCGCGGUGUAAUCGCAAUAAUUUGAUAUCGCUGAUCCGAUUACGCGUCAUAAGCCGCUAUCGAGGAACCCAACCGGCGGCCCGGCACGGUUCACGGUUCCCUCGCUGAAGCGUCGCGGACGAGAGAGCGGCGUGCCGCUCCUACCGCUCGCGUCUACCCGGGGUCCGCGGACGAGCGGGCCCAAAGAGUACGCGCGGGUACAAACGGGCCCGGAUAAGCCGCCGCGCUUACGUGACGCUUCUAUAAAUCUCAUUCGUCGCAUUCGUCGUCACAUUCGCACGUUUUCGCGCAGCGAGUGUCUUUUUUUUCCCGUAAAGUUUGCAAGGGACAUUGUAUACAUCCUACCUAUAUCUCCGGACAAUACCAAUGUGUCAGACGUCGUGACUUUUAACAGCCAGCCGUCGAUUUUUUUUUCGGGUGCGCGUAAUUCAAGGCUAACACGCGUGGUCCCUCACGGUCCACCGGAGUGCGAAGAAACGACUCUCCGAGCACCAAGUGUCGUCGAAGUAACACGCAAAGUGGAUUUACUUGCAACCAGGCCCGCGGCAUUAUGGACUACUCGUAUCUGAAUCAGGCCGCGGCCGCGGCAGCGGCCGGUUUCGAGGCCUCCAGCUGCGCUUUGGCCGCCGGCGAGAUGCAGUGUAGUUACGGGGACCUGAGCUCGUGCUCGCAGAUGAGCCAAGCGGCGUAUCGUUACACCGCGGCACGGGCCGCCGGGUAUCCCGGUAACGCGGCCGCUGCCGCCGGCGCCGCGGCCGGCGGCACGCCGCUGACGGCCCAUCACACCGCCCACCCCCAUGCCCACACGCACCACGGGGCCCAUUCGACCCCCUGCUCCGUAAUGGCCGCCAGGUCCCAGGAAGUCCAUCGGCACGCCGCCUCCAUCUUCCCGUCGGCCAUCAAUCUUCAGA